CGCCUUGGUAAACAAAUGCGCAGUGUGCAAGAGCGUCACGUGAUUUGCCAGCGUCAUUGGAUUCCCGUCCUCCUGAGCUACUGCGCAUGCGUGCGUCUUGACUACUGGGACAAGCGCAGACGCUACCGUGAAGACGAAACGCAGCUUCACCUGACUUUUCGGGUUCAGUUGCUGGGUAGGGAAACAGGAAGAAGAGGUGUGUCACCAAAGCAAUUGAUUCAGACUGUACUGCCCUCUGGUAUCACUAUGGAGGGGCCUGCAGUGGAAAACCUCAUAGACUUUGACAUACCUUCCAGCACAGAAAUGACUGCACCCUCAACCAUCUGUCCUCCUGACUUGUUAUCAGCCGAGCCUCUCGUCCCAGAGUCUGUGUCUGAGCUCCCAAAGCCCAUGGACCCAAGACCAGCUUUGUAUGAAAAAGAGGAAGAUGCUGAAGACAGUGAUGUCACAGAGUCUGCAGACAGUGAGAACGACGUCACCGAUUCGCCCUCCCACACUUCCAACUCCCGGCGCUCAUCUUCAUCAUCCAAUCACAGUGCUGAGGACGCUGAUGUAGCCGAGCGGCGAGAAUUCAUGAAAGCUUAUGUGGAGAAGUUGUUUCACGGAAGGAAGGACUUUGACCAGGAGGAGAAAGCCCGCUUCGGAGAGUUGUGUAGUGGAGAAAACGGCAAGGGCAGGGAGUGGUUUGCAAAAUACGUCAGUGUGCAGCGCUGCAACUCGAAGUGUGUGAGCGAGCAGACCUUCUACCGGCUGGUGCAGUCUUUCGCAGUCGUCUUAUUUGAAUGCUACCAGAUGGAUGAUUACAGCCCUGCCAAGCACUUAAUGACCAUGUGCUUCACCUACUAUUACAUCGGGAAGAUACAGCUGUCACCUACAGAGCUCCUGGAGAAGCCGAGUGCAGGCUUUGACUCUUACCUGCGCAGCAGCAAGGUCUGGCUCUCAGGCAAGAAAGACAUCGCUGAAAAAUUGCUGAAAAACACAACAGCUAAGACAGACAUGAAGAGCUUCUUCGGAGGCCUGGAGAGCAAGCUCAGAGGCCCAGCUGCCCGAAAGAAUGAAGAGACAGAGAGUCCAACAGAAGGCAAGCCUAAAGCACCAGUUUCACCACCUGCAUCUCCAGACAAGAAACAAGGAGAGAAGAUAUACUUGUACACACACCUUAAACAGCAACCAAUCUGGCACACACUAAGAUUUUGGAAUGCUGCUUUUUUCGAUGCAGUGCACUGUGAGAGGAACAAGAGGUCCCCCACGACGAGGCGGACAGCUGAGGAGGAGAAAGACGAGAGGGAAAAGUGGUGUCACAUGACCCAAGAAGAGAAAGACGACAGCUCCAGGAUUGAAGAAAACAUCACCUUUGGACAGCUGGGGACCUUCACCCAUAAUAUGAUCGCCUUUGGAUUGAGUAAGAAACUCUGCAAUGACUUCCUCAAGAAGCAGGCAAUUAUUGGAAAUCUAAAUGAAGAGCAAUACAAGUUGCUGAGUGAGCAUAUCGAACAGAUGGCAGGGGAGUGAAUGGCAGCUACAGAGGACGUCUCUAUCCUGCUGUUCUGUCCUACUGUUCGGUUCCCUAAUGUACAACACCGUUCAGCUCCAGGUAGAAGCUCACGCCAGCCUCGCUCGUUUAUCCUAUUGAGCACUGCUACAACCCACCUUGAUUUGAACAAUCUUUAACAAUCCAGCAACUGAACAUAUCUAAGAGGUGGUAAAGACAUCAGUGCUGCUCACUGUAACUCAGUAUACUUCUGCUAUGCUGCAGCAUCACACAAAUGCCAUGUUUAAGAUGCAUAUCAGUACCUGACAACAUCAGCUAUACUCUCAAUGGUACGGUCUUAUGCAAUAACCAGUUUAUAAUGUACUCAGUACUCAGUAACCUGUUUGACUAAGCUAAUCCUGAAAGUGUCUUUAUUGAGCUGUAUGAACUGUAAAGGUUCUGUCACCUCUUUCUGUUCCCACUUUAAAUAGUGACAGAAUAAACAAAUGUAUGACAGGGCAUUUAGGCUGUAAGUCAAACAUGCGACACACUCUAUCCUACUCUCGAACACCUUAUCAGAUUCUCAUGUGCACACUAUCAAACCCAUGACAGUGUGAAGGCGUGAUAUUGUGCGUAAGAGGUUUGAUAGUGUGCACAUGAGAAUAUGAUAAUGUGUGUUAGAGAGGUAUGAUAGUGUUGACAGGGGGUAUGAUUGAUGGUGUGUGUGUGUGAGAGGUGAGAGAGAGAGAGAGAUGUCAAGUUUGAAUUAUGCUUAAACAGCCCUCCAUAAAAAAAUCUCAGCAUUUCCAAACUGUUUAUAGUGUAAUGUUGUUGUUUUUUUUACCUGAAAUGUGAGCCCCAUAUUAUUCAUGUUCAAAACAGUAUUAAAACAGCUUCCUGUAUUAUUAUUAUUAUUAUUAUUAUUAUUAUUAUUAUUAUUAUUAUUAUUAUCCAUGUUGUGCACGAACCUUCAGAGUGAACUUUAAAACUCCAGUCUGUCCAAAGUGCCUUUUAUAAAUUCCCCUCGUGAUGUGUCCUUGUUAAAUGUUGGAAACAUAAACCUCCAGUUUUACAUAUUUUGUUCCCCCAAUCCUACCACAUUUACUGUGGUUGUUGAUGAUGUUUUAUCCAGUUUUGCAUUUGUCUGUAAUCUUACAUGCACUCGAAGUGUAUUGCUGUGUUUAUAGAGUUGUUCUAAUUGUUUAGUGAUAGAUCAGUGCGAGCUGUAGUGCUGUGUAACGGCUGGUGUUGUGUUGUGUUGUGUUUUGUUGUGCUGCGUUCACUGUGCAUGUGACUUCCUAAGUAUCGCUGUAGUGUAGUUUCAUGUCCAGUCAAUAGAGGGCGGUCGUGUUACUCCAUAUUACUGUAGCUGCUGAGCAGUGGAGGAGAUUAUUCAACAAUUCUGGUGUUUUCGAAAGAUUUAUGAAAUUACUGAAGUCUCCUUGCAUGAGGAUAAGGUAAGGUUAAUAUAUAUAAUGAACAAUUUGUAAAUACAGAGGUUUUUAUCACAGAAUAUUGCAGUUUGCAUUGCAGCACAAUGGCUGGUUCACAAAGGGAUCACUGGAUUGUCAAAUGUUUCAUUUAUCUAAGGUUUAUAUGUUGACACAUGGUGCCUGGAUAUUUAAUGGAUGUAGUACGUCCAUUUUUGGAAAAAUGUGUGCUUUGCAGAUCCUGUAUGUAUCCCUAAUGUACUGUGAAUGCUUUGCUUUACUGCCCUCAUGUUCCCUGCUGGAAUGUACCUGUUAGAUCAUGCCUGUUAUGUGUUAAUAAUAAAAAAAAAGAUGUUUA
Hemibagrus wyckioides is the source of this 3259-nucleotide messenger RNA. RefSeq names its product KIAA0513 ortholog. The coding region runs from base 16 to 1512 and encodes 498 amino acids. NCBI's taxonomy places the organism in Eukaryota, Metazoa, Chordata, Actinopteri, Siluriformes, Bagridae. The record is from RefSeq and is a predicted model, not a curated record. The transcript is spliced from 13 exons.